Pseudophryne corroboree (corroboree frog) is the source of this 904-nucleotide messenger RNA. RefSeq names its product mitochondrial ribosomal protein L32 (gene MRPL32). The record is from RefSeq and is a predicted model, not a curated record. The transcript has 3 exons. Gene Ontology annotation, cellular component: mitochondrial large ribosomal subunit. Gene Ontology annotation, molecular function: structural constituent of ribosome. NCBI's taxonomy places the organism in Eukaryota, Metazoa, Chordata, Amphibia, Anura, Myobatrachidae. Bases 125 to 664 code for a protein of 179 amino acids. Gene Ontology annotation, biological process: translation.
GGGGGCGGGGGCGUCAGUAUGGUUGGCGGAUGGCCGCCACCUUGUGGUUGGCAUGUGAUAAUGAGCGCAUGCUCCUAAUCUAGCAGGGUGACAGGCAGCAGGAGUCGGGGAGGUCAACUGGAAGAUGGCGGUCUCCGGAGGUCCGGCCGCAGGUAUUGUUAGGCAGCUGCUUGGAUGCUUCCUGCGGGCGGAACACACUCUUCUGCGGGCCCUGGGGCUGCAGCCGCCGCUUCCGGCUUUGGCUACCGAAGCUCCAGUAAUCUGUCCCUCUGAGUCAGCAGACUUUGAUGGAGCUGACAAUGUGCCCAGUUUUCUGGAUAGCAUUUUCUGGAUGGCCGCACCUAAAUCUAGAAGAACAAUUGAAGUGAAUCGCUGUCGACGAAGGAAUCCUAAUAAACUUAUAAAAGAAAAGACCAACAUUGACGUGUGCCCAGAAUGUGGGCAUGUGAAAUUGAAACACUUACUUUGUGGAUUCUGCUAUGACAAAGUUCGCCGUGAGACUGCCCUGAUCAGGCAGGAAAUAAAAGCCAAAGAAGGUGGACCCUUUGGAGCCCCCACUGUGGAGACCCUGGUUCUCUAUGAAGGUGAAAAGCCACAUCCAGAAGAUGAAGGGAAGAGGAUAAUAGAACGGAAACGUAUACGCCCUUCUUGGUUCACUUACUGAUCCCAACUCUUUAUCUGCUAUGCAGUAUCACAAUUGUCUUUGAAAUGAACUUGGCAGGAUGGAGAACUUCACACACAUCUCCAACUAUUUCCAGCUUUUCUUUCUUUUUUGCUUGUCCAACCAAUAUUAUUAACAUGUUGAAAUAUGUGGUUCUUGGUGCUCCAUCUGUCACUAUAGUAACCUUAGGUCUUUAUUGUAAGUAUCUUAAAAUUAAAGAAAAUCAAAUUUUUGUUAAAUUUA